AUGAACUUUGCCAUCGAGGUCAUUGCGGAAGCAAACCCCCUGACAGACCAAAAUCUGUUUCACGUGUUGCAAUCGGCAUCCUCAAACGACCAACAACAAGUAAAGAGUGGUACACAACAGCUUCAGAAUUGGGAGAAGGCAUCUGGUUUCUACAGUUCUUUACAGUCGCUACUCCUCAAUAAAUCACUUCCUUUCGAGGUCCGUUAUCUAUCCGUUAUACAACUCAAGAACGGAAUAGACAAAUACUGGCGGAAGACUGCUACGAAUGCCAUUAACAAAGAUGAAAAGAACCUUAUCCGCUCAAGAUCCUUGGAAAGCGGCGUCAAUGAGCCAGAUCGGCGGUUGGCCCUCCAAAUAAGCAUUGUUAUUGCGAAGAUAACGCGUUAUGAGUAUCCUCACGACUGGCCCGAUGUGAUGGAGUCAAUUCUUGAACAAUUGCAGCCUCAAGUGGGGAGUACUCCCAACUCUCUACCACUUUCUCGGACGCUUCUCAUACUUCUCUAUAUUAUCAAGGAACUCUCAACUGCCAAAUUACAGCGAUCUCGGGCAAGUCUACAGUCUGCAGCCCCUAAUAUCGUUGAAGUCGUGGGCAACAUAUAUGUUGGACGCGUCGAGACUUGGAUAACAUUCCUCACAACAGGUGGCGAUGAUGAGGGUGAAGCUCUGGAAAGUAUCGAAAUCAGUCUCCUUGCUUUACAAGUUCUUCGGCGAUUGAUCGUUUCUGGCUACGAUUUUCCUAAUCGCCACGCGGAAAUUCGGGAUAUCUGGAAGAUCCUCGUUUCACAUUUCGGACAGAUGCUCGCAUUAGUCCAAGAAAGUUCACGUCUUUCGAGAGCUAAAUCAAGAAAGCUCAUCGAAAAUCACCUGAUUCAGAUAUCUAAGCUCCACAUCAAUAUGGUACAGUCCCACCCUGUGGGGUACGCGCUUCUACCGGAUUCCACUGGACUGUCUAAAGCUUAUUGGGGUCUUGCCCGUCAAUUUGGGGAAACACUCGGAUCACAGACCCCCAAUUCAUCCGCAAAGAUAGGCUCGGAUGGUGAUGCUGAAGAAGGCGAAGGACCAUCGACGAUGGAAAAGCUGACACUGAAAGGCUUACUACUGAUUCGAGCUUGCUUGAAGAUGGUGUUCAACCCCGUGCAGACGUUCAAGUAUCAGAAAAAUGAGGACAAAGAAGAGCGUAAGACAUCGAAGGAUUUGAUGAGGAAUGACCUGCUUUCAGGGGGUUUUGCCCGUGAAGUAAUGGAGACCUUGGUCACACGUUUCUUCGUCUUCACCGCACGGGAUCUGAAGGAAUGGGAGGAAGAACCGGAUGAAUGGGAGAAAACCCAAGAGGGUGGUGGCAGUGAUUGGGAGUUUUCCAUUAGAUCUUGUUCUGAGAAGCUAUUCUUAGAUUUGAUGAUCAACUACAAAGACAUGCUUAUGCAGCCAUUGUUGACUGUCUUCAGAAAUGUGGCCACUGUGGAAAAUACCCAGGUCCUUCUCAAAGACUCUAUUUAUGCUGCAAUUGGGCUCGCAGCACCGGUAUUAGAGCGCAACGUUGACUUCGACUUUGGGCAUUUCCUCAACAACACCUUGGUUCAAGAAGUACAAAUCCCACAAUCUGGCUACAACAUUCUACGCCGCCGAGCAGCCGUUAUCCUUGGUCAAUGGCUCCCCGUGAAAGAAGGCCUCAAUAGGCCCCUGGUAUACCAAAUUUUCCAGCACUUACUUGACAAGCGGGACCAAUUGAAUGACCAGGUUGUCCGCGUCACUGCUGGAAGGCAGCUCAGGAAUGUCGUUGACCCAUUUGAAUUUGCGGCUGAACCAUUCAUGCCUUAUGUACCGAAUAUCCUAGGCAGUUUGAUGGCACUGAUCGAAGAGGUGGAGCUUCCGGAUACCAAAAUGGCGCUUUUAAACACGAUCAAUGUCAUUGUCACAAAGAUGGAACAGCAUAUUUCCCCCUUUGCGGACCAAAUCAUAUCCCUUCUUCCUCCUCUGUGGGACCAGGCUGGCGAAGAGUAUCUAAUGAAACAGUCCAUUCUCGGCAUACUAUCAGCGCUAGCAACCUCAAUGCAGGCCGAGUCUCGGAGAUAUCAUCACUUGAUCAUUCCUUUGAUCCAAUCCUCCAUCAAUCCAAACUCCGAAAGUAGGGUUUAUCUCCUCGAAGACGCCCUAGAACUAUGGUCAACAGUCCUUGGUCAGACACCUCCACCAGCCCCAUCCGAGAUCGUCUCUCUUGUUCAAUACCUCUUCCCUAUGUUCGAGGUAGCGUCAGAAACACUUCGCAAAGCCUUGGAGAUCACGGAGUUGUACAUCUACCUCAUCCCUUCGGAGUUCCUUACAAGCGCGGCUCUUAUCUUCGGCCCAUUCGGCUUGUUGCUUGGGUCCGUCAAGCCUGAAGCAAGCGGUACAGUCACCAGUCUGGUGGAGCUGCUAAUCCGGUCGGCAGAUAAACUUGGUGGUGUGUCAGCUGUUGAAGACCUUACCCAGUCGAUGAUCUCAUCCAAUCUUUUGUCUACCCUGCUGUCCGGCCUUCACAACGCGUAUCUGGCACAUCAAACUACUGGUCCGAAUAGGACAAAACCGUCAAUCGAUGGCAUCAUCGAAACUGACUACCUCAAUGUAUGUGCCCGGCUCGCAGUAGCUAGCCCCUCGCUCCUUAUUUCCGGGCUCGAGGCAGCGCUUCAUAACAGCGAAGUGAACGGCAGCAACCAGCAGAAUCGAGUUAUCGAAUGGCUUCUUACCGAAUGGUUCUCUCAUAUGGACAACAUCGGUCAUCCUGCCCACAAGAAAUUGAAUUGCCUAGCCCUCACUUCCUUCCUUGAGACCGGCCAACCUUGGAUAGUUUCUCGACUACAGAGCCUCAUGACUGUAUGGACUGACGUCGUCACUGAACUUGUGGUUGACGCUAGUCUCGAAGAAGGGAAGGUGGAUUACCGGGACAGCCUAGUCUACAACGACCCCAACGCCCAGAAGCCUGACGGGCCUGAAGCUCCAGCUGACGAGCGGAGACGAGUCCUAGAUUUCGAGGAUCCGGUGCACAGGAUAGAUGUGAGGGUCUUUAUUCGGGAGAAAUUGGCAGUCGCAGUGGAGAAGUGUGGAGGCAUGGAGACAUUCCAGAGGGAAUGGGUCCAGAAUGUAGAUGAGGAUGUUGUGCGAGCGUUUGGCGCUCUGGGCAUCGUCUGA
Molecule: messenger RNA, 3165 nt
Organism: Letharia columbiana
Lineage: Eukaryota; Fungi; Ascomycota; Lecanoromycetes; Lecanorales; Parmeliaceae
Exons: 4
Coding region: 1-3165 (1054 amino acids)
Biological process (GO): protein import into nucleus
Cellular component (GO): cytosol; nuclear envelope
Molecular function (GO): small GTPase binding
Source: RefSeq, a predicted model, not a curated record